AUGAGCCCAAGCCCCGUUUCCUCCAACGAAGACUCCGACUACGCCUUCGCCAUAGACGCUGCCGCAACGUCGACCGCCCGCAUCAACAAGUUCCAAGGGACCAACUUCCACACAUGGAAGUUCAAGAUGCAGAUGGUCCUGGAAGAGCACGACCUGUGGGAGAUCACAUGUGGAGAAGUCAAGCUGGAGCACUGCACCAACGUGAUGGAUCAAUCGACGUUCAAGAGAAAGUCACGCAAGGCGCUGGCGAUUAUCUGA
Messenger RNA from Peronospora matthiolae, 258 nucleotides. NCBI's taxonomy places the organism in Eukaryota, Oomycota, Peronosporomycetes, Peronosporales, Peronosporaceae. The record is from the annotation of a GenBank genome assembly.